AGCUAUGGCACGGAACUUCGAUGUUUACGAUUAGAUCGUUUUCGUCGUGAUACUUCUGGUGUCUGUUGGAAUUGGUAUUUACCAUGCCCUGGCAGGCGGUAGACAGAGAACUACCGGAGAGUUCUUGAUGGGAAACAGGAAAAUGAGUCUGAUACCGACGGCCCUGUCCAUCCUUGUCUUGUUCCAGUCCGCCAUAUUGAUUUUAGGUGCCCCGGCUGAGAUGUACACCAAGGGGACCCAGUACUACUUGUACACAUUUGGACAGAUGCUUGCGGUGUUGCUGGCAUCUGUUGUUUACGUUCCGCUGUUCUAUCCACUAAGGUUGACCAGUAUGUACGAGUACCUUGAACUCCGGUUUAACUCUCGAGCUGCUAAACUGACAGGAACUAUCAUCAACACCAUCUCCACAUUAAUAUAUUCAGGACUUGCAUCAUUCGCACCUUCAACGGCCCUUCAAGCGA
Molecule: messenger RNA, 461 nt
Organism: Mizuhopecten yessoensis (Yesso scallop)
Lineage: Eukaryota; Metazoa; Mollusca; Bivalvia; Pectinida; Pectinidae
Product: sodium-dependent multivitamin transporter-like
Exons: 3
Biological process (GO): sodium ion transport; transmembrane transport
Cellular component (GO): membrane
Molecular function (GO): symporter activity
Source: RefSeq, a predicted model, not a curated record